Miscanthus lutarioriparius is the source of this 3369-nucleotide messenger RNA. The record is from the annotation of a GenBank genome assembly. NCBI's taxonomy places the organism in Eukaryota, Viridiplantae, Streptophyta, Magnoliopsida, Poales, Poaceae.
AUGCCCGAAACCGCGGCGGAGACCAACCUCCGCAGGCAACUGGAGCAAACCCUCGCCGCCGAACCCUCCAGCCCGCUCCACCACUACAACCUUGGCGUCUUCCUAUGGGACCGCGCCGAGGCAGAGCAGGAUGGUGACGGGGAAGAGGCGCGGAAGCUUCGCACGGCAGCGUCGGAGCAUUUUCUCGCGGCGGCCAAGCUGAACCCCAACGAUGGCGUCCCCUUCAGAUUCCUUGGCCACCACUACGCACGCGGUGGAGACAAUCAACGAGCGGCCAAGUGCUACCAGCGUGCGGUGACCCUCAACCCUGAUGACGCUGAGGCUGGGGAGACGCUCUGUGACGUGCUAGAUGUUGAGGGGAAGGAGAGUUUGGAGCUUGCUGUGUGCAAGGAGGCAGCUGGCAAGUCACCGCGUGCGUUCUGGGCUUUUCGGAGACUUGGCUACUUACAGGUUCAUCAGAGGAAAUGGUCAGAGGCUAUACAAAGCCUUCAGCAUGCAAUACGAGGUUACCCAACAUGUGCAGAUUUAUGGGAGGCACUUGGUCUGGCAUACCACCGUUUGGGCAUGUUCACUGCAGCAGUAAAGUCAUAUGGACGAGCUAUUGAACUUGAUAGUUCCAGGGUCUUUGCAUUGAUAGAAAGUGGAAACAUCCAGUUAAUGCUUGGUUACUUUAGAAAGGGAGUAGAGCAGUUUCGUUCUGCUUUGGAAAUGGCUCCAUGUAAUCAUUCGGCAUACUUUGGCCUUGCUUCUGCAUUGCUUGCAUGGGCAAGGAAUUGUGUAACUACUGGGGCCUUUGGUUGGGCUGCUAGUCUCUUGAAGGAAGCUUCAGAAGCUUCCAGAAUUUGUACUUCUUUGACUGGAAACCUUUCAUGCGUCUGGAAAUUGCAUGGAGAUGUUCAGCUCGCACUUGCAAGAUGCUUUCCAUGGGUGGAUGGGAAGACCAAAAGGGGCAUGGAUGCACAGAUGUUCAAAGAUUCUGUUCAAGAGUGGAGAAAUACAUGUUUGUCAGCAGCAAAUGGUGCAAAACUCUCAUAUCAGCGUGCUUUGCAUCUUACUCCCUGGGAAGCUAAUGUUCACAAUGAUAUGGCUAUUUGUCUUGAUCUAAUUUGUUCCAUGGAUGACAACAACAUACUCAACCCCAAUGUUUGGGAGCUGCCAGAGAAAAUGUCACUGGGUGCCUUGAUGUUGGAACCAGUUAAUAAGGAUUUUUGGGUUACUUUGGGUUCAAUGUCAAGUUAUCUGGCUUUGAAGCAGCAUUCUUUUAUUAGGGCACUUCAUCUCGAUAUGUCAUUGUCUGAAGCUUGGGCAUGCCUUGGAAAGAUUUACAGGCAGUCUGGUGAUAAGCAAUUGGCAAAACAAGCAUUUGAUCGAGCUCGAAGCAUUGAUCCUUCGUUGGCCUUGCCAUGGGCUGGAAUGUCGGCGGAAAAUUAUCACCAAUCUGGGAGCAGUCCUGUAAAUGAAUCUUUUGAAAGCUGCUUGAGGGCUGUGCAGAUCCUACCUCUGCCAGAGUUCCAGAUUGGUCUUGGAACAAUUGCUGCCCGUUCUAGUGAUCUUCUUUCACCUCAGGCUGGUCUUGCAACUGAUGCAGCGCGGGAGUGUGAAGAGCUGAGAUAUCAAGGACUGUUGAGUGUUGAUGGAUUGCAGAUAUAUGCUCUGGCAUUGUGGAAAAUUGGACAAAGCAAGGAAGCUCUUUCUGUAUCUAGAAGCUUGGCUGAAAAUUUAAGUGGUAUAAAGGCGGAGAGUGCAACUGCAGCUUGGGGAUUCAUAUGCACCUUGACAUAUGGAAUUUCUGGGAAGGACUCUGCAGCUGCCAUCAUUCAAAAGCUUCCUGGUCAGCUCAAUUACAACUCACAGUUGAAAUUCAUUAUCUCCGCAUUGGAUGCUUUGCAUCCAACCAAGCGUCUCCAGCUGCCUCAGUUGAAUAUGCCUCCUAAGCGUACAGCUUAUGAAGUGAUGAGUGAAGUACACUCGAAUAUUGCUCUUGGGAAGGCUAUUGGUGCGGAAUUUGACAAGCCUCUGAAGGUUGAUGGUAGUUUGUCUUACCUGAAAAAAGUUCUGCACAUGUAUCCGGACUGCAGUUUAGUGAGAAACCAACUUGGAUCCCUGCUGCUGUGGAGUGGAGAUUGGAUGGCUUCUCAUAAAGCAAUAAGGGUUACCUCUCUGUCAUCACAUGGACACACAUCCAGUUUGGGCCUAAGAUCACCACAUCAUGUUCAAGCCUGUGCAAUGGUUUCUUGCUAUGCUACCUGCCCCACUUACACAAAGUUCUCUUUCGCAACAUGUGAACACCAGUACCUAAGUGGACCUGAUGCAAUACACCACCUGCAAAGGUGGGUUCAUUGUGAACCAUGGAACCAAGAUGCACGCUACCUGCUUGUGCUUGCCAUUUUCCAAAAAGCACGGGAAGAGAAGUACCCCAAACAUAUCUGUGUUAUUCUGAAGAAGCUCAUUAUGCAAGUGUUGUCCAAUAUUAGCAAUCCACAUGAGAAAGAAGCUAUGCAGUAUGAGGUGUUCUUGCUACUUCUUUUGUCAUCGGAGGUCUGUUUGCAAUCUUUAGACUAUGAAAAUUGCAUUGCCCAAGCUAAAGAAGCCCUAAGAACCACCCCAUCAAGCCGUGUGGAUACUUUUUUUGCACACUUGCAACUGUGUCGGGCCUAUGCGGUGCAAGGGGAUCUUUUGAACUCCAGGAAUGAGUACAUGGAAUGCUUGAGAAACCAUACAAAUACUGAGAUUGGCUGGGUAAUGCUGAAGCAACUUGAAUCUGCAUGUUCAUUGGAGGGCUCUUCUGAUGAAAUAGAUAUAAAUCUGCGUGAAUGCGUUAAAAGAAAUGGUAGCGACUCAUCGAAAUGGGCAUCCCUUUUCAAUCUGGCGUGUGCUCAGUGCUUUCUGUGGGAUGGAAACUUUGAAAGCGCUGAAAAAGCUCUUGCUCAGGCAUGCACUCAAGUAGAUCCGGAUAGCUGCAUCUUGUUCCUUAAUGGUGCAACCUGUAUGGAAAUUGCCCGGAGGUUUGUAGCUCCUCAAUUUAUAUCUCGUGCAGCUUCCAGCCUCAGAAAGGCCCAACAGAAAUCACAUGCUUCAUUACCUCUCGUGUCACUGCUACUGGCUCAAGCUGAGGGCAGCCUUGGCUCCAAAACCAAGUGGGAGAAAAACCUUCGCCUGGAAUGGUUCUCAUGGCCCCCAGAACUGAGGCCUGCGGAGGUGUACUUCCAAAUGCAUCUGCUGGCGAGGCAGUCGUCUGCAGCGGCUUCUCAGCAGAACCAGCUGGUGGAGACGACGCAGAGCCCCGAGUUGUGGUUGCUUCGGGCGAUUCACCUGAACCCGUCCUGCCCCAAGUACUGGAAGGCUCUGCUGCAACAAAUGGAUGUGUAA